AUGGACCCCGCCAUCCUGCGUGAGGUCUCCCGUGUCGACCCUGCGGUUCCUUUUCGCGCAACCACCCAUCAUCUCCAUCAUACUUGGGCGCAGACCUUCUACUCGCGUCCCGAACUUUACGUACGCCCGCAAUCUAUCGAGGAAAUUCGGAAGCUUGUCAACCUCGCUCGCCACUGUCGCCGUCGUCUAGUCACCGUGGGGAGUGGCCACUCCCCCUCCGAUUUGACCUGCACCUCCGCCUGGCUGAUAAACUUGGAUGAUUUCAAUCGUGUGUUGGAGGUUUCGCCGGAGACCGGGGUGGUGACGGUCCAGGCGGGAAUUCGGUUGAGAGACUUGGGCACACAGCUGGAGCAACAUGGUUUGAUGUUGUCUAACUUGGGUAGUAUUGAUGAACAGUCGGUCGCCGGCGUGAUCUCCACGGGUACCCAUGGAAGUUCUCUCCAGCAUGGCUUGAUCUCCGAGUGUAUCCUAUCACUGACUCUCAUGCUGGCUAAUGGGCAGCUGGUGCGGUGUAGCGCGACCAGUAACCCGUCGCUCUUCCGGGCUGCGCUCAUCUCUCUGGGUGCACUUGGUAUCAUUGUCGAGGUCACACUGCAGGCGGAGCCCGCGUUCAAGGUGGCCUGGCGACAGACGCGGCGUAAACUGUCGAGUGUGUUGGCCCAAUGGUCAUCCGGACUGUGGACUUCGCAUGAAUUUGUUCGAGUAUGGUGGAUGCCCUAUGAGAAAAGUGCCGUUGUCUGGCACGCCGACAAAACCGACCUCCCGCUGCGGGAACCGCCCAAGUCCUUUUAUGGAGAGACACUCGGUUACCAUAUCUAUCAUAAUCUGCUGGCCCUGGCCAACUAUUUCCCUCGCAUUCUCCCGUGGGUGGAAUGGCUGGUCUUUGGUUUGCAGUAUGGUUUCAAACCGGAAGCCGUCGUGACAGAGGCGGUAGAACCAGCCCGCUCAGGUCUCCUCAUGAAUUGUCUGUACUCGCAGUUUGUCAAUGAAUGGGCACUCCCGCUCGAGAAGGGCCCCGAAGCUAUCACUCGUCUCUCCGCCUGGUUGAAUGGCGAUCACGAGACAGCGCGUAUCCCUUUUUCCGUCGACGGUCUGUGGGUGCAUUGCCCCAUUGAAGUCAGAGUCGCGGACUCUACCUACAACAAGACAACCCGUCCGUUCCUCGAUCCUACCUCUUCCACCGGCCCGACCCUGUAUCUCAAUGCGACGCUCUAUCGCCCGUACCAUCGGGAUCCCCCUUGCACGGAACGGUAUUACGAGGCAUUUGAGUGGCUUAUGCGCGAAAUGGGUGCAAAACCGCAUUGGGCUAAGAAUUUCAGGACGACGAGGGAGGAGCUGAAAUGUCUCUAUGGAGAUGACAUGACGGAAUGGUUAAAGGUCCGUCAGGAUGUGGACCCCGACGGCAUGUUCCUUGGUGAAUGGCAUUACCGAACCCUCCCCUUGCCAGGGAGUGAGGACGAGUCGAAUGCAUCAGGGCCGGCCGACCUUCCGCUCCUCGAACGCGAAAAGACUCGUCGCAAGGCAAACAUCCAGGGUUCCGGUGACGGUGUCGAGUGGAUUGGACACAAACAAUGGCAAGGGAACCAGGGCCGUCAGGCUGCGAUGUUCGUGUCCACGCUAGACAACGAGAAGAUUCAAAUUUCUGAGGGUACUAGUCUCAGUCCUCCCACCACAGCAACCAGCGAAGAGAGCUUCGAUUUUCUGGCAGCGGGUGAGGCCAGUGUUGUCCUUCCCUGA
Molecule: messenger RNA, 1737 nt
Organism: Aspergillus luchuensis
Lineage: Eukaryota; Fungi; Ascomycota; Eurotiomycetes; Eurotiales; Aspergillaceae
Gene: ALO1
Product: D-arabinono-1,4-lactone oxidase
Exons: 1
Coding region: 1-1737 (578 amino acids)
Cellular component (GO): membrane; mitochondrion
Molecular function (GO): FAD binding; D-arabinono-1,4-lactone oxidase activity
Source: RefSeq, a predicted model, not a curated record